UCUGAUCAGCAGCUUCACACUGAGGGCUGUUGGACUCAUUGAACAAUUAGGGCAUCUGAUAGAGUCAGGCUUGAAGGCUCGAAGCACUACUGUACCGGGCACACUGUGUGCGCCACACAAAGACUGAACAAACACAGCACUUCAGGGAGCACAUGGCCCUUUGGAAAGCAGUCUUUUUUUCUUUUAUUCUGACUGCUGAUUGCUGGCAUGAUUUGGAUAACACAGAAUAUGAUUGCUGGCCAAGUAUCAAGCCUAAUGAGUACAAUAUGAUUGACUGUGGAGGACUUGAGAUGUCUUGGGUCAAGCGUCCGCCUGAGAAAGUUACAAGUGGGCAGGAGUUCAAUGUCACCUACACUGUUACCCGCCUCCGAUUCCUUCUACGACUAUGCAGUGAAAAAUGCAAUCCUCAAGUUUAGUGACGCAUCUAGUGCCAAGUGGUUCUGUAAUGACAAUGCGUGCCCAGAGAACUGGAAGGAUGCCAAUGAGGACAACUGCUGUAUUUAUCAUGCCAACAUCCAUUCCUGCCCACUAGCAUUCAUGAAGGAGGGUGGCAUUUGCGGUCCUUGGAUCCCAGACGAUGGUAAAAUCGUCACACACACUUUAUCGCAAGCUGGCAAAAUGUCUCAACUAAACUGGACAUCUAAGGUGGUAUUGGCCCAUCUUGGAGUCACUUCAAUGAUUGCACACAUUAAAAUCGGAAAGAUGCACGCUGCAUUAGAAGCCAAGACAUCAGUUCUCAGUGCACAAGUGUGUGGCGAUGAUAUCUGUGAGCCUGAGGAAGGGUGUUUAAUAUGUCCAGCAGACUGCGGCACCUGCCCCAUGCCACUAACUACCAAAAUUGCGAUUGCACUUCCCGUAGCUCUCUUCUGUGGUGGCUUCAUACUAACCAUUGUGUGGCUUCAGUAUCAGAAACAGAAGAUGUUUUGGGAUGAGAGCUGGAUCAUCCAUUUUAAUGAUUUAAUGAUCGGCAAAGGGGGCUGUGGGGGAUUCUGCAGUACCACGAGUUUACAACCUGUCAACAGCUACUCCAAGGGAAGUCAUGUCACUGAUGUUACUCUCGACAAUGCUGUAGCCAAUUCCACUCUCAAACAGAACUACAUACAGAUUGGCAUUUAUGACGGAAGGACAGUAGCAGUCAAACUAAUUCACAAGAAACAUUUCACCCUUGUCAAAACCAUCAGGAAAGAAGUGAAGCAAGUAAGGGAACUGGAUCACCCUAAUCUUUGUAAAUUCAUUGGUGGCUCCAUUGAAGUCCCCAACGUUGCCAUAGUGAUAGAAUACUGCCCCAAAGGAAGCCUCAUGGAUGUUCUUUUAAAUGAAGAUGUUCCGCUGAACUGGGGUUUUCGGUUGUCAUUUGCAACAGAUAUCGCUCGUGGAAUGGCCUACCUUCACCAGCAUAGAAUAUUUCAUGGAAGACUUCAUUCCAAAAACUGCGUCAUUGAUGACAGAUGGGUUUGCAAAAUUGCAGACUAUGGCCUUACCAUGUACAGAAAGGAGGAUUUUGAGAAAGUCACCAGUGGAUUUCAUGAAAAAAUCAACCGCAUCUACUGCGCACCAGAAGUGUUCCUAGGAACAUGUACCAAUGCAACCCCUGCUGCAGAUAUAUACAGCUAUUCAAUCAUACUCAUUGAGAUUGCAACCCGCUGCGACCUUAUUUCAGUGGACACUGGUCCUGAAAAGACUGAUGUGUUAUGGCGCCCCCCUCUGCCUGAGAUGAGGAAUGAAAAAAUGGACAAUGAUUGUCCAAAGCAGGCAGAUUAUUUUGAGCUUAUCAAAAAAUGCUGGCACCAUAACCCUGCUAUGAGGCCUGCAUUCGAGCAGGUUAGGAAGAUGCUGGACAGGAUGAAUCCUCACAAAGUGAGCCCAGUGGACAUGAUGAUGAACCUGAUGGAAAAAUACAGCAAGCACUUGGAAGCGAUUGUAGCAGAAAGAACCCAGGAUCUUCUUCAGGAGAAACAGAAGACAGAUCGUUUGCUAUACAGCAUGUUACCAAAACCAGUAGCGGAUGACCUUCGCCAAGGACGUACAACAGAAGCUCAGAGCUACUCGAACGCGACAGUGUAUUUCAGUGAUAUUGUGGGGUUUACUCAGCUCUCUGGAGCAAGCACCCCACAUCAAGUUGUUGAUUUCCUAAACAAACUCUACACCACAUUUGAUGAUAUUAUUGACAGUUACGACGUCUACAAAGUUGAGACAAUUGGAGAUGCAUACAUGGUUGUUUCAGGGGUUCCCAAUGAAAAUGGCAUUAACCAUGCAGGGGAAAUUGCCAGCAUGGCACUGGAUUUGGUUGAAGUUUGCCACGCCUUUGAAAUCCCACACAAGCCUGACAUGCAGCUGAAGAUAAGGGCUGGCAUUCAUUCAGGGCCUGUGGUUGCUGGUGUAGUCGGGACAAAGAUGCCUCGGUACUGUUUAUUUGGAGAUACAGUGAAUACAGCAUCAAGAAUGGAAUCCACAAGUGAAGCAUUGAAAAUACAGUGCAGCUAUAGUGCCGGAGAACUUCUGAAACAAUUGGGUGGGUAUAUCUUGGGCUGCCGUGGAUCCCUCAGUGUUAAGGGUAAAGGUGAAAUGACUACUUGGUGGCUGGAAGGCAAGGACGUUGAUUGUGAUGCAAAAGUGACAACUCUGACUCCUCUAGAAAACAGCCCACCUUACACAGUCCCAGGAUACCUGAGCAACUGAGUACUGGUGAAUCUUACUAUGGGCUGAAUUCAAUUAGAAAAGAUAGCAAUACUAUACAUACACUAUAGCAGUGCCAUAGCCAUUCAACAACAGGUCACUAUAGACAUGGCUGUGGUAGUGUUAUUAUUUUUGUUUAAUUCGGUUCUAUGUAGUUCUCAGCAAAACCAAGUGACAGUGCAAUAAUACUUUGUAAUUAAUGAAUUAUAAUAUGUGGUACAUUUUGCAACAUUAAUAUUGCAUUACUGUGUUUAGUAUCCUUUUAUUUAAAAUAUACAUAACUGCACUUUGUAUCUUGUAUUUCAUUGUCAUAACAGUAGCUACCAAUUUUAAGGCACAGCUUAGUGUAAUAAAAUAUUAACUCAAGUUAAUUGUUUACUGUACUCAAAGGGAUGUGAAAAUACUGCAUAAGGCAUAGUUCACAGAAUAGACCAUUGUUGGUAAUUAAGCGUGUUUUACUCUAACACAAAUGUUUAUGAGGACUUAUAAUACAUUAAUUUUAUAGGUCUUGCAUUGAAUGCAGUGAUAUCCACCAUGUGUCAACCUAUUGGGGAAAAAAGUACAGUCAUAUGAAGCAGUUGAUUUUUUAAGAUUUAGAUUUUACUAUACAGUACAUGUUCAAACAUCAUAAUACAGCAAAAUGAUGGUCAGAAUAGAGAGGUUCCUCUUUAUGCUUCCUGUGUGGAGUGGCUGUCAGAACCAAGAAUAUACUAAUCAAAACUGCAUUCAAUGUGCGAUAUACUUCAUUCACUGCAAAUAGCUUCAAACAAUCUCAGCAACAAUACAUCACAAGCUCAUGUAGACCUAAUAUGUUAUUAAGAUAAUGUCAUGCUCAUUGAAUAAAACAC
Acipenser ruthenus (sterlet) is the source of this 3524-nucleotide messenger RNA. Its product is annotated as atrial natriuretic peptide receptor 2-like. Lineage: Eukaryota; Metazoa; Chordata; Actinopteri; Acipenseriformes; Acipenseridae. Gene Ontology annotation, biological process: intracellular signal transduction; receptor guanylyl cyclase signaling pathway; protein phosphorylation. The transcript has 23 exons. The record is from RefSeq and is a predicted model, not a curated record. Bases 343 to 2679 code for a protein of 778 amino acids. Gene Ontology annotation, molecular function: peptide receptor activity; ATP binding; guanylate cyclase activity.